This is a messenger RNA of Motacilla alba alba, 630 nucleotides long. Its product is annotated as UDP-N-acetylglucosamine transferase subunit ALG13 homolog. The record is from RefSeq and is a predicted model, not a curated record. The transcript has 4 exons. Gene Ontology annotation, molecular function: hexosyltransferase activity. Gene Ontology annotation, biological process: dolichol-linked oligosaccharide biosynthetic process. Lineage: Eukaryota; Metazoa; Chordata; Aves; Passeriformes; Motacillidae. The coding region runs from base 100 to 597 and encodes 165 amino acids.
CCGUCCCUCCCCUCAGCCCGGCCGCCAUUUCGGGAGCUGUGCGCGGGCGCGCGGCGCCCCCUGGCGGCCCCGCGGCCGGCGCGUCCCGUCCCGGCGGCCAUGAAGUCCGUGUUCGUCACCGUGGGCACCACCAGCUUCGACGAGCUGAUCGCCACCGCCCGCUCCCCGCCCGCGCUGCAGGCGCUGCAGAGCCGCGGGUACCAGAAGCUGGUGCUGCAGGUGGGCCGGGGCUCGCUGCCGCAGCCGCAGCCCAGCAGCAGCUCGGCCGUGGCGGUGGAAGCGUUCCGCUUCAAGGACUCGCUGGCUGAGGACCUGCAGAGCGCAGAGCUGGUCAUCAGCCACGCAGGUGCUGGUAGUUGCCUGGAGACUCUAGAGAAAGGAAAACCACUAAUAGUGGUAAUAAAUGACAAGCUGAUGGACAACCAUCAGCUUGAGCUGGCCAAACAGCUCCACAGAGAUGGCUAUGUCCUCUACUGUAACUGCAGCACUCUUGUGGAGACAUUGCAGUCGAUGGACUUGUCAGCUUUGAAACCUUUUCCUCCCGGACAGCCAGAAAAGUUUGCUUCGUUUUUGGAUAAAGUUUUUGGGUUACAAUAAACAAAACAGAGAAAUAAAAAAGUUGGAGUAAAA